Molecule: messenger RNA, 797 nt
Organism: Vespa mandarinia (Asian giant hornet)
Lineage: Eukaryota; Metazoa; Arthropoda; Insecta; Hymenoptera; Vespidae
Gene: Srp9
Product: signal recognition particle 9
Biological process (GO): negative regulation of translational elongation; SRP-dependent cotranslational protein targeting to membrane
Cellular component (GO): signal recognition particle, endoplasmic reticulum targeting
Molecular function (GO): 7S RNA binding
Source: RefSeq, a predicted model, not a curated record
ACCUCCUCUUUGGAAUAUGUUCGAAAGAUUUAGUCUUCGUUUGUACUCAAAUGUGUUUCGUUAAAUUAUGUGAGUCAUUAAUUUAAUCGGACGAUAUUCAUUGAAAAUAUACGUAUAUAUAUAUAUCUAAUUGAAAAGUAUUUGUGUACGAUUAAUGAUAGAAAAAAAAGUAUAAUUAAAUAUCUGUGAUAACAAUGACAUACUUAAAUUCGUGGGAGGAAUUUGAAAAGGGUGCGGAGAGGUUAUAUCUUCAAAAUCCAAUGAAAGCCAGAUAUUCAAUGAAAUAUUGCCAUAAUAAAGGUGUUUUAUGGCUGAAACUUACAGACAAUUGUACAUGUCUACAAUAUAAGACAGAAAUAGCACAAGAUUUGAAGAAAAUGGAAAAAUUUAUAGGAAAUCUUAUGAGGCAUAUGGCAUCGAAAGACAGUUGAAGAGUGAAAGAGGAAGGUUAUUAUAAUAAUAAUAAGAAUAUCAUUUUAAAUAAUAUAAAUAAUAUGUAAACACACAGUGCAUUCAUGAGUUUAGCGAACUUUUUAUGUGUCAUAUAUAUAUAUAUAUAUAUAUAUAUAUAUAUAUUAUAAAGAUUCAGUUGACUGUUACCUAACGAUUAUAAAGAUAUUUAAUUUCAUGAGGUAUAAAAAUUUUCUUAAAUAUACAAUAUGUGCAUAAACUUCGGCUUGAGAAUUUUAAUUAAAGCUUCAUGCUCAUUUCUGGUGGCUCCUUUGCCUCCUUGUCAAGGUUCUGCAAAAGAAAAAGAAAGAAAGAAAGAAAGAAAGAAAGAAGGAAAAAAAAAAAAA